Aspergillus caelatus is the source of this 1140-nucleotide messenger RNA. RefSeq lists its product as uncharacterized. Bases 1 to 1140 code for a protein of 379 amino acids. Gene Ontology annotation, biological process: transmembrane transport. NCBI's taxonomy places the organism in Eukaryota, Fungi, Ascomycota, Eurotiomycetes, Eurotiales, Aspergillaceae. Gene Ontology annotation, cellular component: plasma membrane; fungal-type vacuole. The record is from RefSeq and is a predicted model, not a curated record. Gene Ontology annotation, molecular function: tripeptide transmembrane transporter activity; dipeptide transmembrane transporter activity. The transcript has 5 exons.
AUGGCCAUCGCUCCAUUGAUCGUGGAGCAGCACACCGAAAUAACUCCCAAGGUCAAGGUGCUAAAGAACGGACAAAAGGUCAUCACAGAUCGAGGGCUGACAGUUCAAGGCAUCUACAAUGUGUACUAUUGGGUGGUGAAUGUACGUGGGCUAUCGGCCCUAAUCACCACGAUUCUUGAGAAGUAUGUUGGAUACUGGGUCGCGUAUCUGGUGCCCUUGUGCGCGGUGGCUCUGUCGAUUGUGCCAUUGCUGGUGUGGCGACAUACGUUUGUCCGGCGCCCACCAAGUGGCUCUGUGCUGCCACAAGCCAUCAGAGCAAUGGUGUAUGGUAUUCGUGAAGGGUUCCAGAUGGACGAGGCCAAGCCAGGAAAACAACAAGAGAAGCACCACCGACAGGUGACUUGGACCAACACAUUCAUUGACGAGUUGAAAAGUGGAUUGCUCGCAUGCCGUGUUUUUCUCCUCCUUCCAAUUAAUUGGUUGUGCCUGAAUCAGACCUUCAAUAACCUCAUUUCCCAGGCCGGACAGAUGGUUAAUUCUGGGGUUCCGAACGACACCAUCAAGUCACUCAACCCUAUUUCCAGCAUUAUCCUGACUCCGGUGGUCUCAAGGGGCCUAUACCCAUUCUUGACCCGGCGCAGGAUAGGAUUCGGGCCCAUGGCCCGGAUUGUCAUGGCAUUCCUGUUUCUCACCCUCGCUAUGGCCUACACCGCGAUCCUGCAGAAAUUAGUUUACUCCGCGGGUCCCUGUUACGACCGUCCCUUGGCGUGUGUGGAGUCAGAUCAUGGCCAGAUUUCCAAUCAGAUCUCCAUGUUCCUGCAAGCGCCAAUCUACGUUCUCGGUGCGAUUGCAGAAAUCUUCUGUUUCACCACGGGCACAGAAUAUGCCUACAAUCAAGCCCCCAAGUACGAUGGAAUCGGUGGUUCAAUCGGUGUGGAUGGCCACGGCUGGAGUUGGGGCAUGCCUGGACAUGGCGUUUACGCCCAUCACCAAGGACCCUUAUCUGGUUAUCAUGUAUUCGUCGUUGGCGGGCGUCAUGGUCGUGACAACGGUUUUGUUCGGGGUAUUAUUUGGAAAGCACGAUCGGGAGAAGGCUGUCCUUUUCUGAGUCAAGCCACAGGAGCGAUUGGUAAACAUUGA